Molecule: messenger RNA, 1146 nt
Organism: Alternaria viburni
Lineage: Eukaryota; Fungi; Ascomycota; Dothideomycetes; Pleosporales; Pleosporaceae
Exons: 3
Coding region: 1-1146 (381 amino acids)
Source: RefSeq, a predicted model, not a curated record
AUGGCGACAGUAUCGUUGGAUGUACCUCCGGCGAUUCAUGUUGAGAUUCCGGCACAUACUCGGUGGGCUGAGCUCAAUGAGCAGCCGCAGCGCGUAACGGCAAGAUCUCCGCAAAGUGGCUUCAACGUUGAUGACCCAGUCUGGCCUGUCACCCAAGACAUCGCAACCGAGAAAGCCCGACUUAUGGGCGCAUACUACGGCACAGUCCCUGCUGGCAUGUCUCACGCUAUCGUCGGUACGCCUGAGGACGAAGCGGGGCAAACACUCGCCAAGAUCGUCUUCAACAGGGCCCGAGAUACCGUGCAGACUGAGCGUUACGGACCCAAGUCGUUCAUACAGAGAUUCAUCCGCGGGAAGCUCAGUACUCUCAAUGUGAAAGUACUGAUCACCAACUGGAUGCUGGAUGCAUGUAUCUGUCAGUUUGAGGUCGAAGGCGAAGGUGAAGCAGGAAUUGCUAAUCGAGACGCAAACCGCGCGGUAUAUGAACAAGGCAUCGCAGAUCUUCAGCAGUUAUGGGAACGUGAGUACACUCAUGCUUGGAAGUCUGCUGAUUCGACUGCUGUUGGUGCCCGCGGUCUGAACAAGAAGCGGCUGGAGCGCGCUCGCGAACUCUACCGGGUGAUGAAAGACGCGCCCCCGGUCUUUGACAUUGACCCACCCAAUGGUAGCCCGUACUGGGAGUCAGCACUCAAAUGCGAACAGGCGAAGCUGGUCCCAUUCAUGAAUCGGGCCAAGGCUGAUCGUCUGAGGAAGUACGAGGAGUACUUCACAAAAGACAUGGUUGCAUCUCAUUACAGCACUGUCAUGAACAUCGUGGACAUUCGCCGGCUUGCCGAGAACGCCAACAUCGACGGCGUCCCCCAAUUCUGGUCGAUGAUCGUCAAUCAAUGGACACACACUUGCGAUCUUGUACUCAGACACGUAACGGACCCUCAGCUCGGCAUUCGUAGGGAAUUGUUGAUGAUAGAUCCAUCACUCCGCGCGGCCGCCUACCACCACUGGUUAGACCGAAGCCUUGAGUGCUUCCAGCACAUCCGCCGACUCUUCAACCGCCUCGGGUACAAUGUCGGCUACGGUGAAUGGAAAGAUAUCCCGAUUCUGAGCGUGGGUCACCGGGGCAGGAAGCGAGCGAGGACCGACGAGUGA